This is a messenger RNA of Ascochyta rabiei, 1275 nucleotides long. Its product is annotated as Protein-serine/threonine phosphatase. NCBI's taxonomy places the organism in Eukaryota, Fungi, Ascomycota, Dothideomycetes, Pleosporales, Didymellaceae. Gene Ontology annotation, molecular function: protein serine/threonine phosphatase activity. The transcript has 4 exons. Gene Ontology annotation, cellular component: cytoplasm. The record is from RefSeq and is a predicted model, not a curated record. Bases 1 to 1275 code for a protein of 424 amino acids. Gene Ontology annotation, biological process: peptidyl-serine dephosphorylation; G1/S transition of mitotic cell cycle.
AUGCCCAAAGACAGCGACGUGCCCCAGCCGGGCCCCGCGCGCCUCGCCAAAGGCGCCGGGCCCGACGAGUGGCUGGAGCAGGCCAAGCAGUGCAAGUACCUGCCCGAGGCCGACAUGAAGAGGCUGUGUGAGAUUGUCAAGGAGUGCCUGAUGGAGGAGUCCAACAUCCAGCCCGUCCGCACCCCCGUCACCGUGUGUGGAGACAUCCAUGGCCAGUUCUACGACCUCCUCGAGCUCUUCCGCGUCGCCGGAGGCAUGCCCAACGACUCUCCCCACGCCCCAGAGGCCCCUCCCGUCACCCUGCCCAGCAAGAUCAACCCCGCCGACCUCGAGCCCCCCACGAGCAUCACAGAUCCAAAGGUCAAGCGCAAGAUGAAGAGGCGAUUCCAGCGCGACCCAAACUACAUUGGCCCUGCCAGCCCCCCGGGCGGCGACGGCGACGACAUCGAGGGAGACGACGAAGAGGAGGAGACGCGCGGCCGGAGCAGGAGUGUCCACGACAGGCGGAGUACAGGCUCCAUGUCAGACGCCGGCUCCACCCGCAACACCGUCGUCGGCAACGGUCAGCAGAACUUUGUCUUCCUCGGCGAUUUCGUCGACCGUGGCUACUUUAGUCUGGAGACGUUUACGCUGUUGAUGUGCUUGAAGGCAAAGUUCCCCGACCGCGUCACACUGGUCCGCGGAAACCACGAAUCCAGACAGAUCACCCAAGUCUACGGCUUCUACGAGGAGUGCCAGACAAAGUACGGAAACGCUUCCGUAUGGAAGGCUUGCUGUCAGGUCUUCGACUUCCUCGCCCUGGCCGCCAUCGUCGACGGCAAGGUGCUUUGCGUCCACGGAGGCCUGAGUCCCGAGAUCCGCACCCUGGAUCAGAUCCGCGUCGUGGCCCGCGCACAAGAAAUCCCCCACGAAGGCGCCUUCUGUGACCUGGUGUGGAGUGACCCCGAAGACGUGGACACAUGGGCCGUUUCGCCCAGAGGAGCCGGUUGGCUGUUCGGAGACAAGGUCUCCUCGGAAUUCAAUCACGUCAACGGCCUCCAACUCAUCGCACGAGCACAUCAGCUCGUCAACGAAGGAUACAAGUACCACUUCAAGGACAAGGAUGUCGUCACUGUUUGGUCCGCCCCCAACUACUGUUACCGCUGCGGUAACGUCGCCUCCAUCAUGAACCUUGGCGAAGAUCUCAAGCAAGAGUUCCAGAUCUUCAGCGCCGUGCCUGACCAUCGCCGUGCUGUUCCAGCCGGACGCGGUGGACGAGGAGAGUACUUUUUGUAG